Molecule: messenger RNA, 2238 nt
Organism: Pipistrellus kuhlii (Kuhl's pipistrelle)
Lineage: Eukaryota; Metazoa; Chordata; Mammalia; Chiroptera; Vespertilionidae
Gene: LDB3
Product: LIM domain binding 3
Exons: 13
Biological process (GO): muscle structure development; actin cytoskeleton organization; heart development
Cellular component (GO): filamentous actin; stress fiber; adherens junction
Molecular function (GO): actin binding; muscle alpha-actinin binding
Source: RefSeq, a predicted model, not a curated record
GGGUCGGGGUCGGGGCUGGGACAGGGGUAGAGCUGGGCCGGGGAGGGUGUGCAAGGGCCUCACUCCGCUCCUCCUGUCCGCAGAGGCUGCCGCCGUCCGCACCAGCAUGUCCUACAGCGUGACCCUGGCCGGGCCCGGGCCCUGGGGCUUCCGUCUGCAAGGGGGGAAGGACUUCAACAUGCCGCUCACCAUCUCCCGGAUCACCCCGGGCAGCAAGGCAGCCCAGUCACAGCUCAGCCAGGGGGACCUCGUGGUCGCCAUCGACGGCGUGAACACGGACACCAUGACCCACCUGGAGGCCCAGAACAAGAUCAAGUCUGCCAGCUACAACCUGAGCCUCACCCUGCAGAAGUCAAAGCGGCCCAUUCCCAUCUCCACGGCAGCGCCCCCGAUCCAGUCGCCUCUGCCAGUGAUCCCCCACCAGAAGGUGGUAGCCAACUCUCCGGCCAAUGCGGACUACCAGGAGCGCUUCAACCCCAACGCCCUGAAGGACUCCGCCCUGUCCACCCACAAGCCCAUCGAGGUGAAGGGGCUGGGCGGCAAGGCCACCAUCAUCCACGCGCAGUACAACACGCCCAUCAGCAUGUACUCCCAGGACGCCAUCAUGGACGCCAUUGCCGGGCAGGCCCAGGCCCAGGGCAGUGACUUCAGUGGGGGCCUUCCCGUGAAAGACCUGGCUGUGGACAGCGCCUCCCCCGUGUACCAGGCCGUGAUCAAGAACCAGAACAAGCCGGAGGACGAGGCUGACGAGUGGGCCCGCCGCUCCUCCAACCUGCAGUCUCGCUCCUUCCGCAUCCUGGCCCAGAUGACGGGCACCGAGUACAUGCAAGACCCUGAUGAAGAAGCUUUGCGAAGGUCAAGCACCCCUAUUGAGCAUGCUCCAGUGUGCACCAGCCAGGCCGCCACCCCGCUGCUGCCCGCUUCUGCCCAGCCGCCUAUUGCUGCCUCUCCCGGCGCAGCCUUGCUACCCCUGGCUGCAACCGCUGCCCACGCUGCCGCUGCCGCUGCCUCGGCCUCUGCUUCAAGCCCUGCGGACAGUCCAAGGCCCCAGGCCUCUGCUCAGGGCACGGCCAAGGCGACCGCUCCAGCACCUGCCGCCCACCCAUACCCCGAAGCCCCAGCUGCGGCUGCGCCCAAGCCUCGGGUGGUCACCACUGCCAGCAUCCGGCCUUCUGUCUACCAGCCAGUGCCCGCAAAUACCUACAGCCCAUCUCCGGGGGCCAGUUACAGUCCAGCUCCCUACACGCCCUCGCCUGCCCCGGCCUACACUCCUUCCCCUGCCCCUGCCAACACCCCCUCGCCCGCCCCCACCUACUCGCCCUCCCCAGCACCGGCCUACGCCCCGUCGCCGGCCCCCAGCCACGAGGCUGCGCCCUCGGGGGCCCACAUCAGGGGUCCCGCUGAGCCUGCCAGCCGCCCCCCGUGGGCCACGGACGACAGCUUCUCUCAGAAGUUCGCUCCCGGCAAGAGCACCACCUCUCUCAGCAAGCAGCCCCUGCCCGGAGGGCCCUCUGCCUACGCCCCGGGCCCCCACGGGCCCCCCCUGGCCAGGGGCACCUUCCAGAGGGCCGAGCGCUUCCCAGCCAGCAGCCGGACUCCGCUCUGUGGCCACUGCAACAACGUCAUCCGGUAGGACCGGCGUGGCCCGGGCUGGGUGCUGGGUGCUGGGUGCUGGCUGCCGCCUGCGCCCUGGGGUGGGCGGGAACGGGAGGGCAGGCAUCGCGGACGCCACACGCCUCCGGUCCCUCCGGGUCAGCAUCAGUCUGACCUCUGAGCUGUGGCUUCCAUCCCUGGUGACACCCCUCCCCUUAGGAAGUGUGUGCAGCCCCCGUGCAGUGAGGUGAUGCACGCCCUCCGGCAGACCUGGCACCCCGGCUGCUUCCUCUGUGCCGCCUGCAAGAAGCCCUUUGGGAACAGCCUCUUCCACAUGGAGGACGGGGAGCCCUACUGCGAGAGAGACUACAUCACUCUGUUCAGCACCAAGUGUCACGGCUGCGACUUCCCCGUGGAGGCUGGGGACAAGUUCAUCGAAGCCCUGGGGCAUACCUGGCAUGACACCUGCUUCAUCUGUGCGGUGUGCCACGUGAACCUGGAGGGGCAGCCGUUCUACUCCAAGAAGGACAAGCCCCUGUGCAAGAAGCACGCGCACGCCAUCAACGUGUAGCGGCCCGGCGCGGCCGGCGGGCAGGCGCCAGCGAUGGGGAGGAGGCCGCCGCCGCCGCCGCCGCCGCCGCCGCU